This is a messenger RNA of Trichoplusia ni (cabbage looper), 1256 nucleotides long. RefSeq names its product triosephosphate isomerase (gene Tpi). Lineage: Eukaryota; Metazoa; Arthropoda; Insecta; Lepidoptera; Noctuidae. Gene Ontology annotation, cellular component: cytosol. Bases 123 to 869 code for a protein of 248 amino acids. The transcript is spliced from 6 exons. The record is from RefSeq and is a predicted model, not a curated record. Gene Ontology annotation, biological process: gluconeogenesis; glycerol catabolic process; glycolytic process. Gene Ontology annotation, molecular function: triose-phosphate isomerase activity.
UUUGCUUAAAUUGUUGGAAACAUAUUUCGCCCGGUUAUAUACGAUUACGGCAUUCCAGUUUCCCGCUAGCGUUACGACAAGUGUUAAAUAUUAGAAAUCUAGAUACGUAUUAAUCAGUCAACAUGGGUCGCAAAUUCGUUGUUGGAGGUAACUGGAAGAUGAAUGGUGACAAGAAACAAGUGACGGACAUUAUCGAGACACUGAAGAAAGGUCCCCUAGACCCAAAUGUUGAGGUUGUAGUUGGUGUGCCAGCGAUUUACCUGGCAUAUGUACAAAGCAUUGUACCCAGCUCUAUUGAAGUUGCCGCACAAAACUGCUGGAAAGUUGCAAAGGGAGCUUUUACUGGUGAAAUCUCUCCAGCAAUGAUCAAAGACAUUGGAUCUAACUGGGUUAUCCUUGGACAUUCAGAAAGGAGAACUAUCUUUGGUGAGAAAGAUGACCUUGUUGCAGAGAAAGUAGCUCAUGCCCUUGAGAACGGUCUGAAAGUCAUUGCUUGCAUUGGAGAGACUCUUGAGGAGAGGGAAGCUGGCAAGACUGAGGAAGUUGUGUUCAGGCAGACUCAAGCUUUGGUGCCAGCCAUUGGCAGCAAUUGGGGCAAUGUCGUCCUGGCCUAUGAACCCGUGUGGGCCAUUGGCACUGGCAAGACUGCCACACCUCAACAGGCUCAAGAUGUCCACGCCUCCCUGCGCAGCUGGCUCGCUAAAAAUGUGUCGGCGGAUGUAGCCGCGUCAGUCCGCAUCCAGUACGGCGGUUCUGUGACCGCAGCUAACGCCAAAGAGCUGGCGGCCUGCCCUGACAUCGACGGCUUCCUCGUCGGCGGCGCCAGUCUCAAGCCAGAAUUCGUGGACAUUGUCAAUGCCACCAAGUAAAAAAAUAUAAAAAAGAAACAAAAAUCAUGUUUGCUUGCGUACAGAUUUAUUUGCGUGAUGCUCGUUGGAUGUAAAAAGAAAUUGUUGUUACUUUGCUGUAAGUUUAUUUAUUAGUUAUAUGAAAAAUCACGUUCAAUAUAAGAUUAUAAUAUUUGCUUUUGCGAAUGAAAGAGACUUUUUCGAGAUUUUAACAUGUAGCAAGUAACCGAUGGUUAUCAUAGCCAUAAGAAAAUAAUUUAUGAACAAAAUUUUUCUUUUAUUAAUAGUUUAUUUUGUGUAUUUAUUUUUGAACCAGCUAUAAAAACAUGUAUUUCUAAUCAUUCUAACCUCUGGGGUUAAAUCAUGAAUUAUGUUUUAUUGUACACAUAUAAUUUAUUUUCUGGAAAA